AUGAAGGUCACUCCGACGCUGGACGAUGCUCGAGCUUUUCAGCAACUAACGCUCGCAGAUGAGCAUCUCAUGAUCUGUGUGUGUGGAGUGGACCAAGAUGCCGACGCUCGAGUGCUUCAGGAAGCGAUGCUGAAGAUUGUUCGAAUCAAAAUGCAAAUGGGGGGCAGCUAUGAACCCCAGGAGCGCCAAAGCACUUCGCCGUUUCGCCUACUGGUCGUCUGCAGACAAGUGAAACAGAGUGCGUUCAACCAGUUCUGCGCAUAUGACAACACGAACCCGUUUGCCAAGUUUUACUUCCUAGAAGUCGGUCAAUCACUUGAAAGGUUGCACCAGGCGCUCGUGCUAAUGUUGUCGCACCCAGCACAUCGAAUGAGCCAAAAUGCUGCAGAACAGCUUCUGGGGUCGUGGUUUUCACCGAGCAAAAGGAUCGACUCCCAGCAGGGUUAA
Messenger RNA from Phytophthora infestans T30-4, 447 nucleotides. RefSeq lists its product as uncharacterized. Bases 1 to 447 code for a protein of 148 amino acids. The transcript has 5 exons. The record is from RefSeq and is a predicted model, not a curated record. NCBI's taxonomy places the organism in Eukaryota, Oomycota, Peronosporomycetes, Peronosporales, Peronosporaceae.